AUGUAAUAAGGAACUUUAGUCUAUUUUACUGUUUAAGAUAUUCCAACCUAAUUUUAGAAGGACGUUUACAUAGUACUUAUAGAAAAAAAAAAAAAUAUCGAGAUGAAGAUGCAAAAAAAUAAUUAAUAAUAUUCAUGCAAUCUUUUUUUAUAACCUUAAGUAUCUUAUCAAUACAAAUAUAAAAUAUAUGAUAAAAAUCAAUAUAUAGUACAGGAGAAAGAAUUUAGAAACUUAACUUUUCAAAAAUAUUUACAAAAUGAUAAAUGGAAUAGAAAAGAAGUUUCAAUAAGAAUAUAAACAACAUAAAAUGCUAUUAUGAAAACAAUGAAAAUUAUUGCCAAUUAGAGACAAUAAAAUCUAAAAAUAAUUUAAUAAGUUAUUCUAGAACUUAAGUAAGUUAAAUACAAUGAUUAAAUUUAUUUUGAAUAAAUCAUCCUUGCUGAUUCUGCUAUGAGUUUGUUAGAAAUUGAAUUUAUAUUUAACAAUUAAAUAUUUGAAACAAACCGAAAAGAAUAGAGAUAUAUAAAAAAAAAAACUUAUUGUUAUUCUGAACUUAAAACAAUUGGUAAUUAAUCAUUCGUUGAAAUAUAAGAUAAAGAAUUUUAAGAAAUGAUCUGUAAAAAAAGUUAACCAUCUAUUGCUUCGGUUACACCAGUUAAUACAGAUAAAGAUCAAUAUAAUACUGAUAUUUUAGAUUAAAAAGUACAAAACUUAUUAAAAAUAUAUGAGAAUAGUUUAAGAUAUUAUUAGGAGAAUCAAGAAAAAAAAGAUUAAUAGAUUAAAUAAUUACAAUUGGAAAAAUUAGAACAAGACUAAAUCAUUUUCUUUAAUUAUUAAGAUUAAUUUCAAUAAGAUGAUUAUAGUGAAUAUUCAAGAUAAUUUAAAUAGAUCGUUGAAGAUUUUACAAUAGUUAUCAAAGACAAAAAUUUAACAUUGUAAGAAUAACAAGAAAUAAUCUCAAAUUAGUAAAUUACUAUACAAAAUUUAUUAGAAAAAGUCAAAUAAUUAAAAAAAAAAGAAGGAGAAAAUGAAGAGAAAAUUAAAAAUUUUGAAAAUUAAAUAAAAAAUUAUGAGAAAUGUUUAAAAAUGAAAUCAUAAGCGCUUGAUGAAUUAGAAGAAUCACUUAAAAAUGAAAAAGAAUAAAACAAAAUAAUAACUCAAGAAAAAGAAAAAUUUCAAAAAUAAAUUUUUGUACUUGACAAUGAGAUCAAGGAUUGUUAGAAAACGAAAGAAAUCUUAAUGGAAUAAAUUGAAAUAGCGUCAGCAGAAAAUGUGAAAACUAGAAAUGAAAAUAACAAAUUAAAUUUAGAAAAAUAGGCAAUCACUAAUGAAUUAGUAUUUAAAUUAAACGAAAUUGACAAACUAUUAUAUGAUAAAAAUACAUAAUUCAUAUUUUCAAAGUAACAUCAUGUAUAAUUGAGAGAUACUAGGCAAUUUUUAAGAGAAUACAAAAAUUCUCUAGACAAUUAAGCAAGUCUAAUGAAAUAAAGUAAAUAGAUCUUAGUUAGGCUUAAUUUGAAAAAUAUAGAAAAUUUUAAAAGUAUAAUAGGAACUCAUAAAGAAUUCGAUAUUAUAGUUGAUAUUUAAAAUUUAAAAAAUCAACUUGGUUACAUAGAAUUGGGUUUAAAUAAUUUUCUAGAAGAAAAAAUAACAUUAGGAUAAAUUUGCAACAUUUUUUAAUAAUAAGUACUUAAUAAUUUCUCAUGUCUCUUUGAAAGCGAUAGAAUUAAAUAAAAAGAACGUACUCAAAUAGAAGAUAUUUAAAAUGAGGUUUAGUAAAUUUUUUAAGUUUUAAAUAAAUUAGAUCAAAUAAAAGAUACGAUGCCAAAACUUCAGAUAAGUUAAAUAUAACUCUAGCACCAACCAUCAGUAGCUUUUAGUGA
Paramecium pentaurelia is the source of this 1883-nucleotide messenger RNA. The record is from the annotation of a GenBank genome assembly. Lineage: Eukaryota; Ciliophora; Oligohymenophorea; Peniculida; Parameciidae.